GAUUGCCAACUAUACACAUCUAUCUCUCUUUCACCACCCCAACUUCUCUCCCAUUUCUUGAAUCUCUAUAUCCAAUAUUAUUCUUUAAUUGAUGUGGUUAAUAUCUCAGAAAUGGCAAUCGCAGCCGCCAUUAUUCUUCCUAUUGGUCUUCUCUUCCUUUUAUCCGGCCUCAUUAUCAACUUCAUUCAGGCACUUCUCUUCAUUCUAGUUCGACCCUGUUCGAAAAACAUAUACAUAAGAAUCAAUAAAGAAGUUACAGAAUUGUUAUGGUUGGAACUCAUAUGGCUUUUCGACUGGUGGGCAAAUGUUAAGGUUGAGUUAUACACAGAUCAAGAAACUUAUGAUUUGAUGGGAAAAGAGGAUGCACUAGUAAUCUCCAACCAUAGAAGUGACAUUGACUGGCUUGUCGGAUGGGUUAUAGCUCAGGUUUUGGGAUGGUCAAUGUGGUUUUCUGGUUAUAUUAGUCUUGAGAGAAGCUGGGCCAAGGAUGAAAACACCUUGAAGUCAGGCUUCCAACAGCUAAAUGAUUUCCACCAACCUUUUUGGUUGGCUGUUUCUGUAGAAGGAACUCGCUUUACGCACACAAAGCUUUUAGCAGCCCAAGAAUAUGCUACUUCUGCAGGAUUACCUAUCCCAAGUUAUUUGAUAUUUGUACUUGUGAGAGAAAACAUUGUACAAUGUCUGGAGGAAUACGUCGGAUUUAUGGGCUUCUGUUAUUAAAAAGAGAACUGCACUCCAACAGCUGAAGCUGAAGUUGAAGCUUUUUGCAGAAUUGCAGUCUUAAAUGAACAGCUCACCUACCUCGAUGAGUGGGCUUCAAUUGAAAGGGAUCAUACCAGUUCAGUAUCCCAUGCUAUACAAGAUCUACAGGCAUGCACUCUCCGUCUUCCAAUAAUUGGACUAGCAAUAGCAAUAGCAAAUUGGACCAAAUGGUGUUGUCUUUUACUAUCAGGCUUUGUACAAUCCUCAAUUGUUGUUUGAGAUAAGGGAAGUGAGAGAGCUGAUAUUAGAGAGAUAGAAAAGUCAUUAGCUAUAGUUUUCUGUAACAGAGCCGAUAGCUACGUUCUGCUAGAAUCAUUUUAGUUUGUUGAUCAGCAGAAGUUGCAACUUUUAAUUGUUUGACAAAUGUAGAGAUUCUCUUUGCACAUUUUCUGUUAGUGUUAUACUGAGCGUCGAUUUUUGAAAAUAAUAUUGAUUUGACAGAAUGAA
Messenger RNA from Nicotiana attenuata, 1209 nucleotides. RefSeq names its product 1-acyl-sn-glycerol-3-phosphate acyltransferase 2-like. The record is from RefSeq and is a predicted model, not a curated record. Gene Ontology annotation, cellular component: endomembrane system. Gene Ontology annotation, molecular function: 1-acylglycerol-3-phosphate O-acyltransferase activity. Lineage: Eukaryota; Viridiplantae; Streptophyta; Magnoliopsida; Solanales; Solanaceae. The transcript is spliced from 8 exons. The coding region runs from base 112 to 720 and encodes 202 amino acids.